GUGCAGUGCUAAAGUCUGCCACCAUGAUGGAUGAGUCACACAUUCCAGAAACCAGUGUCGACUGUACAGACAGACUGAUGUAGACGGACAGUUCAGAACAGAGAAGUCACAAUGGCGAACUGUUGCUGUGAGUUCUUCCUUAGGUGUUGUAAGAAAAAGUCGAAAAAAUUGAAACAAACUGAACAAGUUGUGGAAGAGAGAAUAAGUCUUUCUGCUGUUGAACUUCAGCAGAUGAAAGAUGCUCUCGAACAAAAAGAAAAGGAGCUUGAAUCAGUCAAUAAAAGACUGAUUGAAGAAAGGACUACUCAUAAAAAGAAAAUCCAGGAGAUCAGAUCUGACCUAAGACAGAAAGAAGAAGAACUGAAAUCAGUCAAUAAAAGGCUGGAAUCACAAGACAAUGAGCUCCAGAUUAUGAGGGGAAAAGAAAAAGAAUUGAAUUCAGCCAAUCAAAGUCUGACUGAAACAAAGACAUCACUAGAAAAUGAGCUCCAACAAGUAAAGUUGAACCUUAAACUAAAAGAAGAAGAACUGGAAUCAGAGAAGAAAAGACUGACUGAAACAGAGACUUCUCAUGAAAAGAAGAUGCAGAUUAUGAGGGAAAAGGAAAAAGAAUUGAAGUCGUCCAAUCAAAGUCUGACUGAAACAAGGCCAUCACUAGAAAAUGAUCUCCAGCAAGUAAAGUCAAACUUUAAACAAAAAGAAGAAGAACUGGAAUCAGAGAUUAAAAGAUCUGACCUAAGACAGAAAGGAGAAAAACUGAAAUCAGUCAAUAAAAGCCUGGAAUCACAAGACAAUGAGCUCCAGAUGAUGAGGGAAAAGGAAAAAGAAUUGAAGUCGGCCAAUCAAAGUCUGACUGAAACAAAGACAUCACUAGAAAAUGAUCUCCAACAAGUAAAGUUGAACCUUAAACUAAAAGAAGAAGAACUGGAAUCAGAGAAGAAAAGACUGACUGAAACAGAGACUUCUCAUGAAAAGAAGAUGCAGAUUAUGAGGGAAAAGGAAAAAGAAUUGAAUUCAGCCAAUCAAAGUCUGACUGAAACAAAGACAUCACUAGAAAAUGAGCUCCAGAAAGUAAAAUCUGACCUAAGACAGAAAGGAGAAAAACUGAAAUCAGUCAGUGAAAGCCUGGAAUCACAAGACAAUGAGCUCCAGAUGAUGAGGGAAAAGGAAAAAGAAUUGAAUUCAGCCAAUCAAAGUCUGACUGAAACAAAGACAUCACUAGAAAAUGAUCUCCAACAAGUAAAGUCAAACUUUAAACAAAAAGAAGAAGAACUGGAAUCAGAGAUUAAAAGACUGACUGAGAGAGAGACUUCUCAUGAAAAGCAGCUACAAGAGAUGAGGAAAAGGGAAAAUGAACUGAAGUCAGCCAGUCAAAGUCUGAUUGAAACAAAGACAUCACUUGGAAAUGAGCUGCAUCAAGUGAAGUUGAACCUUAAACUAAAAGAAGAAGAACUGGAAUCAGAGAAGAAAAGAUUGACUAAAACAAAGACAUCACUAGAAAAUGAUCUCCAUAAAGUGAAAUUUGACCUAAGACAGAAAGAAGAAGAACUGAAAUCAGUUUCUGACAGACUGGAUGAAACAAAAACUGCUUAUGAAAAUGAUCUCCAUGAGAUGAAAUCUGCUUUAAGAGAAAACGAAGAACUAAAAUCAGAGAUUAAAAGACUGACUGUGGAAAAGAAUAUUCAUGAAAAGGAGAUCCAAGACAUGAGGAAUAAAGUAGCAGAACUGGAGUCAGACAAUAAAAGACUGAGUGAAACAAAGACAUCACAAGAAAAUGAGCUGCAGCAAGUGAAAAAUAAAGUAGCAGAACUGGACUCACUCAAUAAAAGACUGACUGAGACAGAGACGUCUUAUAAAAAGGAGCUCAGUAAAAUGAAAUCUGAUCUAAGACAGAAAGAAGAAGAACUGAAAUCAGUCAAUAAAAGGCUGGAAUCACAGGACAAUGAGCUCCAGAUGAUGAGGAAAAAGGAAAAAGAAUUGAAGUCGGCUAAUCAAAGUCUGACUGAAACAAAGACAUCACUAGAAAAUGAUCUCCAACAAGUAAAGUCAAACUUUAAACAGAAAGAAGAAGAACUGGAAUCAGAGAUUAAAAGGCUGGAAUCACAGGACAAUGAGCUCCAGAUUAUGAGGGAAAAGGAAAAAGAAUUGAAGUCGUCCAAUCAAAGUCUGACUGAAACAAAGACAUCACUAGAAAAUGAUCUCCAACAAGUAAAGUUGAACCUUAAACUAAAAGAAGAAGAACUGGAAUCAGAGAAGAAAAGACUGACUGAAACAGAGACUUCUCAUGAAAAGAAGAUGCAGAUUAUGAGGGAAAAGGAAAAAGAACAGAAGUCGUCCAAUCAAAGUCUGACUGAAACAAAGACAUCACUAGAAAAUGAUCUCCAACAAGUAAAACUGACUGUGGAAAAGAAUAUUCAUGAAAAGGAGAACCAAGACAUGAGAAAUAAAGUAGCAGAACUGGACUCACUCAAUAAAAGACUGACUGAGACAGAGACGUCUUAUAAAAAGGAGCUCAGUAAAAUGAAAUCUGAUCUAAGACAGAAAGAAGAAGAACUGAAAUCAGUCAAUAAAAGGCUGGAAUCACAGGACAAUGAGCUCCAGAUGAUGAGGAAAAAGGAAAAAGAAUUGAAGUCGGCCAAUCAAAGUCUGACUGAAAUAAAGACAUCACUAGAAAAUGAUCUCCAACAAGUAAAGUUGAACCUUAAACUGAAAGAAGAACUGGAAUCAGAGAAGAAAAGAUUGACUAAAACAAAGACAUCACUAGAAAAUGAUCUCCAUAAAGUGAAAUCUGACCUAAGACAGAAAGAAGAAGAACUGAAAUCAGUUUCUGACAGACUGGAUGAAACAAGAACUGCUUAUGAAAAUGAUCUCCAUGAGAUGAAAUCUGCUUUAAGAGAAAACGAAGAACUAAAAUCAGAGAUUAAAAGACUGACUGUGGAAAAGAAUAUUCAUGAAAAGGAGAUCCAAGACAUGAGGAAUAAAGUUGCAGAACUGGAGUCAGACAAUAAAAGACUGAGUGAAACAAAGACAUCACAAGAAAAUGAGCUGCAGCAAGUGAAGUCUAACCUCAAACAAAAAGAAAAUGAACUACAAUCAAUUAAUAAAAGACUGGCUGAGACAGAGACUUCUCAUAAAAAAGAGCUCCAUGAAUUGAAAUCUGACCUUAAACAAAAAGAAGAAGAACUGAUAUCAGUUUCUGACAGACUGACUGUGGAAAAGAAUAUUCAUGAAAAGGAGAUCCAAGACAUGAGGAAUAAAGUUGCAGAACUGGAGUCAGACAAUAAAAGACUGAGUGAAACAAAGACAUCACAAGAAAAUGAGCUGCAGCAAGUGAAGUCUAACCUCAAACAAAAAGAAAAUGAACUACAAUCAAUUAAUAAAAGACUGGCUGAGACAGAGACUUCUCAUAAAAAAGAGCUCCAAGAAGUGAAAUCUGACCUUAAACAAAAAGAAGAAGAACUGAUAUCAGUUUCUGACAGACUGGUUGAAACAAAAACUGCUUAUGAAAAUGAUCUCCAUGAGAUGAAAUCUGCUUUAAGAGAAAACAAAGAACUAAAAUUAGAGAUUAAAAGACUGACUGUGGAAAAGAAUAUUCAUGAAAAGGAGAUCCAAGACAUGAGGAAUAAAGUAGCAGAACUGGAGUCAGACAAUAAAAGACUGAGUGAAACAAAGACAUCACAAGAAAAUGAGCUGCAGCAAGUGAAGAAAAAGGAAAAAGAAUUGAAGUCAUCAAAUCAAAGUCUGACUGAAACAAAGACAUCACUGGAAAAUGAGCUCCAGCGAGUAAAAUCAAUUUUAGGACAAAAUGAGGAAAAAGUGAGAUCACUAAAUCAAAGUUUGACAGACAUUGAGAAAAAUCUCAUUGUGACAGAAACCUCUCUGAGACAAAAACAACAAGAACUCACUUCCUUCAAAGACAGAAUGGAAGGACUGUUAUUUGUUUCCAAACCUGCUGCAGAAACUGAUGACCAUCACAAGCAGAAAUUAGAGGAAACAAUAUCUGCUCUAAGAAACAAAGAAGAAGAAUUUAAAUCGUUGAAUGAAAGGCUUACCAAAACAAAGGCAUUACAUGAAAAUGAUCUUUAUCAUAUGAGAUCUGAACUGAAACAAAAAGAGGAAGAAGUGAAAUCCCUCAAACAGAGACUGCAGGAAUCAGCACAUGUGAGAUCCAGCCCCCAGCGUUGUAACCCACAAGGAUGUGAACACAAAGAAAGUAUGACUCAGAUGGAGAAGUUUUACAAAGAGAAGCUCAUAAAGGCCCAAUCUGAAACAGCCAAAAAACAGAAAGAACUGAAAUCCAUGAAAGACAGGCUGGCAGAACAGAUUGCCUCUUCACUAAAAACAGGAGACACUGAGAGCAUGAACAACCCGGUCAGUAAAACCAGACUGACUGAGAUGUACGACAACCUGAAACUGCUGCAGUGGCCUAAAGUCAAAGAUCAGCUGAAGUCCAGGAAGAUCAACUCAAAGGAGGCCAAAGAUCUGAUUCAGAAAACAUUUGGAAAUGCAUCAGAUGAAAUGAAGAGAAGGAAGCAGCAGAUAGAAGAAAUGUUCCCACAGUCGGAGUCCAGCGGUGGACUGACUCCUCAGAAGGUUAAAGAGUACAGACAGCUCACAGUUCAGAACCUGCAGAUGACUCUGUUUCACACCAACAAAGAAGAACUUCUGAAGACUGGUUUCCCAGAAUGUUUAGGUGAAUUUCCAGAGGAAGUGAAGGUGGAUCUGAGACCUCUGACCUCUGAAUGCUACUGGCUGAGCUGUUUGAUGGCUCUAAACAAUCCUCCUCUUCAACCGGACUGGAAGAACCAUGUUCCUGGGUUUGACUCUUCCUGGGAUAUUUUUCCUCGAGAAAUCAAACCAUCUGUCAUCUAGAAGAAGCAGAUGCAGCAAUGAGGAAAACCAAUUCUGAAAUCACUUCUUGUUUUUAAAAUAUUUUAUUAAGGGUAUUUGUUCAUGUGGGGUUUCAUUUGUAUAACAUAAAGGAAUAAAUUUGAAAAAAAGGGUAAUUCUUUCAACUUUUAAGCAGGAGUUUUUACAGGGAAACAUAGCAGCUGUAUUUUAAUACCUGGAGUUUUUUUCCAUAUCUUUAUUUUUUCUGCACUCUGAGGAUUCUUAGAAAACACAUCAUGUUAAUAUAUAUAUUAGCCUUCAAAUGCAUCUUCUGCAGAUAGUUUUGUAAUCUGAAAUGUUUGUGAAAGUGAGUUGAAUUUUGUUCAAGUCAAGAUACCAAUCCAUGAUCAGAGAGAUACUGGAAACCAACAAACCAGCAAACAAAAUCCCUCUGGAUGGUUAUUGUCCCUGCAAUCAGCAAUAAGAUUGUCUGUAGAUGUUGACUUCAGAGAUCUAAUCCAAGUCUUCCAAAUAAACACCUCUUACUUAUA
This is a messenger RNA of Gambusia affinis (western mosquitofish), 5381 nucleotides long. Its product is annotated as trichohyalin-like. The coding region runs from base 112 to 4872 and encodes 1586 amino acids. Gene Ontology annotation, molecular function: chromatin binding. NCBI's taxonomy places the organism in Eukaryota, Metazoa, Chordata, Actinopteri, Cyprinodontiformes, Poeciliidae. The record is from RefSeq and is a predicted model, not a curated record. Gene Ontology annotation, cellular component: condensin complex; condensed chromosome; chromatin. Gene Ontology annotation, biological process: mitotic chromosome condensation. The transcript has 98 exons.